GCUUCUGUAACGGUCUUGGCUAUACCACGAAGUUUCAAAAACAGCACGACGAUAAUGUCGCCCUUCGCAUCUUUGCCCGCGGCUAAUACCCGGGUUGCAGUAUUUGCAAUCCUUGGGCUGCUGGUGCUCGCCAUUAGUCCUGCUUAUGCCGGACCCCGCGACUGUGUGGGAAGACUGCUCCGUGGCGGCUGUCUCUUUGGGCAAGCCAAGGCCAGCGAUGACAACGCGUUUGUUGCCACUAAGCAACUUGCAGGCACUACAACGCCCAAAAUUGACAGCCCUACGACGACGUCUUUUGAGGUCGACUACAACAGGGCCCUACUCAGCGCAUCCCAGGCUACCGACAGCAGCCAAGAAACCGAGACAUCCUUCGCCUCCACCGUCGACGACGCAGCCCCAACGGCUGAGCUGACGACGCCUUCAGCCUCAGGUAACGAGACUACUGCUGCGGUCCGCAGGGAGCUGGCUACAUGCACCAUCCCAGCCUGCAAGAAGGUGCUGUCCACCGACUGCUACACAGCCUGCAUCUUGUGCGGCAUCAGCACGAGCAAGCUGUCGUCGUUCGCCACGUACCCAGCAAACACCGGAGGCUGUGUUCGUUGCACAACCCAGCCCUCCGGUUGGUGCAAUCCAAAGCCAGCCAGCGCCUUCUCGUACACCUGCGCCGCUUAGGUAAUGAUAAGGAUUGACUGCGGCGCUUAUUUGCUGUGGAGUAUGCUCUCCGUCGUGCGGACGGUUACUACGUGGGAUAAUCUCCAGUGCUUUCAUUUUGUGUGCCAGGAUAUGGGUAUACGUUAGGGCCUAAAGCCAAAUGUGGUUUACAAUAAUCUAGGAGCUGAACGGGUUGAUUAGCGUACAAUCGGAAGCAUACACCGUUAGCAGCAGGGUUUAUCAUGCUGGGGUUUACGGCUGCUGUGAUGAUGCUUUUGGGGUAUGCCGUCCCAAGCACCUAUCUAAGAGUGUGUGCAGCAGUGCGUGCAUGAGAACGGUUCCCUCGAGUCUUACCACUUUAUGUCAUGCAUGGCAGGAUGCAUUCCAGGUCAUAAGUCGAGCACGAUGUUCAGGUUGCCUUACGCUUUAUGGGCAUAACCUAAUACCCCACAUGACAUACUUUUACGCACUAGAAGCAAACAUGUGAUGUGCUUCCCUUCUAUACUUACCUUCCUUACGAACGUUUAGAGCCGGCAUGCUUGCUGGUAUGUGCGCAUACGCACUUAGGUCUUUCUGAGUUGCAAAGGCUGGAGCAUGCUGUGAUUUAAGGCGCUUGGAACAGAGAGCCGUCUUUGGGUGCUUCUUCUGAACAAGAGUUUGGGCAACGGGGGCUGUUGUUUGCGGCUUGUGAUUUGCAGACACAUCAAGUCCACCAAGCCUUUGGCUUGCCCUUCAGUGAUCCACGCGAGCGGACAUGCAUUAAUAACUAACGCGGCGAGCGCUACGGCCUACUACAUCUAACAUAGGGCUGCAUCAGCCCCUUUCCUUGCUUGUUUGGUUGCAUGUCAUCUGUGUGGGUUCGGUGUUUUAUGUCUUUGUGAGUGGGAGGUGAUACAGUGAGCAUCGUGCACAUCUUUAUCAGUUCAUCCGUGCAUACGCAGGCGUGCGUGCAUGCAGUCUCGCCCCCUCCUUAAGUUGAGGUUGUGGAUUACGUAAGGCAGGGUUGCGUAGAGUUGGGUCAGGUUGCUUGCAUGGUUGGGUAUUUGUUGGUAAGUUGUAGAUGGCUGUUCCUUAGUCCAUUGGUUGUGCCAACUUCUACCUUUUCUCCUUUUUUCUACAAAAAAACUAAAUAGGAAUUGUACGGCGUACGGUGAUGCACCGCUAGGUCCGUCGCCCAUGGAUCAUCAUCCGUACGUUUUGCUUGAGAACGUGCUGAACUGGGCAGAGUUAAGUGCAGUUCAUAGCCGAGAGGCUCUUUUCACCUUAUAGUCGCUUCCACAGAAUAAACGAGGGGAUGUUACCGCACACGUGUCGUAGUGGUACGUACGUGCCUGCGGCAUUGGUUGCGUGAGGAAGUUAAGGAAUAUAUUCACACGCAGUGCAGGAUGGACGCAGCUGCGUUUUUGCUACUGUUUCUGUGCUAGAAGCGCUAUGCAAAUAACGCAGCGUGUCUGGAUUUGGAGACGUCAGUGGGAGAUAUGCUGAUCAUUUAUGGACCCAUGUGGUCCGUAAUAAUAACUACUUUUAGUUUGGUAAGGAAUAUAUAAGGCCUUUUGUCCGGGUUAGCUGAGCGGUCAGCUUUUCAGCAUACAGAUCCAGUCACAAUGCUGCAAUAUGCGUUGUAGGAUCGUACUUCUACUAUACUUCCUGUAAAGGAAUAAUACCUG
Molecule: messenger RNA, 2318 nt
Organism: Astrephomene gubernaculifera
Lineage: Eukaryota; Viridiplantae; Chlorophyta; Chlorophyceae; Chlamydomonadales; Astrephomenaceae
Source: the annotation of a GenBank genome assembly